This is a messenger RNA of Xylaria bambusicola, 1569 nucleotides long. RefSeq lists its product as uncharacterized. The record is from RefSeq and is a predicted model, not a curated record. NCBI's taxonomy places the organism in Eukaryota, Fungi, Ascomycota, Sordariomycetes, Xylariales, Xylariaceae. The transcript is spliced from 2 exons. Bases 612 to 1550 code for a protein of 312 amino acids.
UUCAUUCGUGAUCAGACAGAUUCAUCGGCUUAGCUGUUGUUGGCCACCGCCACACUAAGUUUUGCCAAUAUUAGAAGCAUUGAGUCACGGAAUCCAACAGACGCUUAUGGGCAAUUCCUCAUAAUCACAAGCUUGCAUCCCCCGUUUCAACAAAUACGUCUCGCCAUACAAUGACAGUUGUUGCUCAUAGGCUGCGACGGUUGCCUUGUCGUGAGCUAAGCGUGGAUCAUCAAGUGACUUGGUCGCCAAGGAUAUCGACCAAUCAACUUACACGCUGAAAGCGACGGCAUGCCUUCGGCUUCCGUCGCCUCAAAUCCAGGCCCGGUCAGCUUGUUAGAUCGGCAACGUUGAAUCACCAACAGCUAGGUAUCCAGCGUAACCGAUAUGUACAAUCAGACAUGUAGCACGUAGUAGAAUAAAGGGCAACUGUUCCCUCGAUGCCCUUCAUUGCUUUCCCUGUUCACCAACACUCUAAUCGCACGUGCUUCUGGUUCCAUGCCUGAAUGUGGCCAACUCUUACGCCCUUAUUUUGACAAGUAUCUUGAUGAGCUCUGCCUCGGGCUAGAAAACACUAGUUUCUGAGUUGUACUAUAAAACUAGCAUUACACAUCAUGAUUCUCUCGCCUCGUCAUACUCCUAAGUCUAGGUACUUAGCACCUGGCUCAAGUCCAGCAAUAACUGGCCGCAGAUACCGCAAUGGUCUGAAGGCUGAGCAGCAGCUGAAACCUUUGCCCUAUAUCCGCAAGGGAUCUCAGUUAAGACCAAAGCAUAUCACAUGUCGUCGGAAAACACAUAUAGUCCGCAUAGGAUGGGAUGGUGACGAGCGGGAAGACGGUCGCCGAUUAGCGUCUGAUCCAACCGUCAUGUUAUCCGGCGAAGGACAACGCCGUACGCCCCGUCUCGAGCGACAAGAGGCUUUCCGUGCCCCUCACAAUUGGGAAGAUGACGCUAUUGACGACGUCGCGCUCUAUCGUUUAGGCAUAUUAUAUGACGACGGCGAUAGCAAUAACCCACACGUGCGCGGAUCAGGCUUCUGCCUCGAUGCUAUCGUGCAUACAGAACCCACCUAUUCGAUUCGCCCCGCAAAGCGGGCAAGGAAAACUCAUAUCCCUCAACUGAAAGAAGAGGAUUUGCAUCUUUCAGUCAAUCUACUGUCUACGUAUCUUACCGAGGACAGUGCUGUUGCUCAUUUCCUCGAGUCCAUACGAGACGAGGUGCCCGUAUGGUUACAUAGAGGUGAAUACGAGGUCCCCCGAGUAUCAGCCGUGCCUCUCUCUAUGAUUGAAGAGCUCGUUGAGAGUGCCACACACUCGCGCGGACCAGCCGCGGCGAGCGAUUUUCCCGAAUUAGUUUCCGAUGUAGAAGAGGACGAAGUCGACGAAGAGUCUGAAGAGGGUGAUGAUUGGGCGUUGGUAUCGGAUCCCAGGGCCAAUGCCGUGUCAAUGGUCACCGAUAUUGAUGUGGCCAUAGAUGAUAGAGAACUAGUGAGUCCGGUCGAUGGUGCCUGGGUCUUUAUUGCUGGAGACGACUCGGAACAAGUCCGCUUAUGAUAUGGUGAGAUGGUGAGAU